Didymodactylos carnosus is the source of this 433-nucleotide messenger RNA. The record is from the annotation of a GenBank genome assembly. NCBI's taxonomy places the organism in Eukaryota, Metazoa, Rotifera, Eurotatoria, Philodinida, Philodinidae.
AUUUAAACUGCAAGAUAUUAUUCCACAAAUUACGGAAAUCAAACAUAAAUUACGGGACAAAAACACCGGUCCAGAUUAUUUGUCAAAACAUCCUACUUCCUCUCCAUGCGUCGAAACUACAUUAGAAGGCAACGAAGAACAUUGGCCUCGCGGAACGGAAGCUUGGGAAAUUAAACCACCUCGUGUCAGCUCAUUUACGGCACAAAUAAAUGCCGUUAUCACUCGUCAAGAAGCAAAACGACGGCAGCAACGACAACUACUGCCCGAAUCUCUUUCACGUCGUAUUACUACGGCCACUAGUUCAACGUCUGCUACUUCAACAUCUUCAAGAUCUCUUUCCUCAACGCCCCUAUUCAGUUUCAGUACUAAUCGCAUUCGUGAUAACAGAACACUAUCCCACAGCGCUUGUUACAGUGCCUGUAAUAAUGGAUAG